Scatophagus argus is the source of this 3193-nucleotide messenger RNA. RefSeq names its product matrix metallopeptidase 25b (gene mmp25b). The record is from RefSeq and is a predicted model, not a curated record. Gene Ontology annotation, cellular component: extracellular matrix. Bases 158 to 1876 code for a protein of 572 amino acids. The transcript is spliced from 11 exons. Gene Ontology annotation, molecular function: metalloendopeptidase activity; zinc ion binding. NCBI's taxonomy places the organism in Eukaryota, Metazoa, Chordata, Actinopteri, Scatophagidae. Gene Ontology annotation, biological process: collagen catabolic process; extracellular matrix organization; proteolysis.
AGAAAUAUCCUUCAUGUUUCAAAGACCGGAAAAGAAGUCACGAUCGACGAAUCGCUGUGCUGUCAGGGAGGGAGGGCACAGACAAGAGAGUUGUCAGAUCGAUCGGCCACGGCCUCGUCUCCAGAGACACUGAAGGAGGAGAAAUAACGUGACUGGGAUGGAGCUGAGUCUUCUGCUGUGGAUGGUUAUAACCUUAACGGAAAUCACAUCAGCACAGCCCGAUCAAUACAGUAGAGCAGUGGACUGGCUGAGCAGGUAUGGCUACCUUCCUCCUCCUGACCUACGCACAAGCAAACUGCAGACCAAAGAUGGGAUUGAGAAAGCCAUUCGUGUUAUGCAGAGAUUCGGCGGAGUCCCGGAAACUGGGGUGCUUGACAGUGACACCCUGAAACUCAUGUCCACACCGCGAUGCUCCCUCCCUGAUAUUGUUGGGAGCGAAGAUAGGCUGAGGAAGAGGAGGAGGAGGAAAAGAUAUGCUCUAUCGGGCCUUAAGUGGUAUAAAACGGACCUCACAUGGAGUGUCCACAGCUACCCGUCACCAUCCCUCUCACCCAGACUGUCAGAGGGUUUGGUCGACAGCAUUCUGACUCACGCGUUCAAAGCUUGGAGCGACGUGGCCCCCUUGAAUUUCCGUCGGCUGCCAAGCAACAGCGGGGGGGCUGCAGCUGGAGGGGACAUCAGAGUGUCUUUUAACCGCUUGCUUCACGACGACGGGUACCCUUUUGAUGGGCAGGGUGGCACCCUGGCCCACGCCUUCUUUCCUGGCAGGGAUGAAGUGGCAGGCGACACACACUUUGAUGAUCAUGAGAUCUGGAGCUAUGGAGGUGACAGCAGCAGCACGGACUUGUUCACAGUUGCAGUGCAUGAGUUUGGCCAUGCGCUGGGCCUGUCCCAUUCCUCCUCUGACCCGUCCAUCAUGAGACCGUAUUACCAGGGUCCUGUGGAAGACAUUCCCAGCUUUCAGCUGGACCUGGAUGACAAGCUGGCCAUCCAGCAGCUUUAUGGUGUGAAGGACAGUCGGCCACCAGGUGGUGGUGAUCCUGACUUGCCUCACCUGCCCAGUCCUCCGCCUCCAAGACCAACACAUCUUCCUGACCCCUCAUUCCACGAGCGCUGUCAGGGAGGCUUUGAUGCAGUGGCAAAUAUCAGGGGAGAGGUCUUCUUUUUUAAAGGUGCACACUUCUGGAGAACUAAGCGAGACGGGUCUUUAGUGUCCCUCAGUCCGGCACUGAUCAAAAACUUCUGGAUAGGCCUUCCGCCAGGAACCAACAAAAUCGACACUGUGUAUGAGAGGAAGAGUGACAGCCACAUUGUUUUCUUUAUAGGUUCUCAGUACUGGGUCUUCAAGGACACAGUGGCCAUGGCUGGUUACCCUCGGCCCAUCUCCGACUGGGGCAUGAAAAGAAAGAGCGGGGCUCUGGUGAACACGGUGGAGGCAGCCUUCAUCUGGGCCCACAACGGCAAGACCUACCUGUUCAGCAGAGGGGAGUUCUGGAGGUUUGAUGAGAGUCGCAAAGGUGAACAGGUGAACAGGCAGCCAGAACCAGGUUAUCCGCGAGACAACAGCCUCUGGGCUGGAGUGCCUUCCCACAUGGACGAUGUCAUCAGCUGGGGAGAAGGAGAUACCUACUUCUUCAAGGACAACCUUUACUGGGUGUUGAAAAAUGGAGGACUGAACCAAGAUGUCGUCACUCCUAAAUCCAUCGCUGUAGACUGGCUCAGAUGUCCAGCUCCGCCUGCAACCCCCACUCCAGUCAAUCCUCGAAUCCCGAAGGAGUGCAGCUGCAACAUAAAGGGUUCAUCUUCAUUCCUUAGUGGCAGCAGGCUCCUCCUGAUCCCUGUUAUAUUAGUAAUGGAUGAAUUCAUUAGAAAAUAGUCACCCGAGUUUUAAAUUUUUUGGCUUUGGUCUGAUUUUCUAUUGCUCCACUUAUUCCACCGAAGGGUGAUAAAUAAAUAAAAUAAUCACACGCUGGUUUCAAAUUACAAACUAGUGUCAUAAACAGACACGUCAGAUUUAUACUUGAACAUGAGACAUGAAUACUUACUUUAUCAGACCACAUUGCUGACCCAUGAAAAUAGUACAUUUGCCUCCUCCCUCCAUGUUGCCAAAGGAGUAUUGGAUUACACAGAGCCUGUGUAGGAGGAUGCAUGGGAAUUCAGCAUAUAAAUCCAGCUCAAGGGCCACUCCCUUAAUGAGGCCUUACACCACGUCUAUAUGUUUGGACAGUAAACAGGUGACACAAACAUUCUUAAGUACAAUAGUCAGUUUCUUUGCCAGAGCUCUUAAAAAGAAAACAAAAACUCAAAAGUAGAUUCAUGUGCACAAUGCAAACAGAAACACUUUGGUAGUUAAACUUGCAGACGGUGUGUUGUAAAGCAGGAAAUGUGGUUAGUCAGGUGAUUUCUAUAUUCUGGAGUUUGAUAUUCAGUUUUAAGACAUGGGCAUGAUCAAGAAAAGAAAUCAUCUUUUCGUUGAUUUUGUUGAUGCUCAUGGUUGAAGGUAUUGUACAGUUUCGGCACACAGUAAAGCGAAAUCACAUCCAGGACUCAGAGGCAGAACAGUUGAAAGUGAUCAGUGUAAAGAGUUUGGUAAGAGUUUAAAGUAGAGUUCAGCAACAGGAAAUCAGAUGGCUGGGGAAAACUAAGCAACAAGCUGUGGUCUUGAACAAGAGGAAAGAGGGCUGAAAUGUAUGCAGGGGAAAUGUUGAGGAAAUGGAAAAUAUCUGUGCUGGGAGGUGAGGAGGUUAGGUGACUCACACUGACACAACAGUGCAGGUGGAGAACGGCAGGUAUGUGAGAUGACAGGCGACAUUAAUGACGGAGAAAAAAAGGAAAAAUCAAAACUGUAUAAAUUUUCACAUUUUGUGACACCUGUCACUGUGGUGCUUCUGAGGUGGAGCCCUGUUGAGGUGGAGCUUCUGAGGUGGAGCUCUGUUGAUGUAAAUGUCAGUAAAUCACUUAAUGCUUAAAGAUGGGCUUUUGGGAUUUGGAUUCAAAUGUAAUGUCUUUCUCAGGUUAGGGCAGUUACUGUACAUUAUGUUGUGCUGUAGCUGCAAGUCCAUAUGGAAAAAAAUCAUCAGAUUGGACAGUUUAUAUGUGACCAUAAUGAAAGAUGUAUGUGACUAUAAUUUGAAAUUUGUACUAUAAUGAAAGAUCAUCAUUAAAAAGACUUUAAAUUAAUUAAUUAAUUCCA